This is a messenger RNA of Atta colombica, 1502 nucleotides long. RefSeq names its product methylglutaconyl-CoA hydratase, mitochondrial. NCBI's taxonomy places the organism in Eukaryota, Metazoa, Arthropoda, Insecta, Hymenoptera, Formicidae. Gene Ontology annotation, biological process: fatty acid beta-oxidation. Gene Ontology annotation, cellular component: mitochondrion. Gene Ontology annotation, molecular function: enoyl-CoA hydratase activity. Bases 528 to 1436 code for a protein of 302 amino acids. The transcript is spliced from 3 exons. The record is from RefSeq and is a predicted model, not a curated record.
AGUCGUGGCCGCGACUUGGACGCGGUUGUUCUUAGACGUAGAGGGAUUAUCGCGCGGCUCGUCCCCCGCACUGUCUCGCUCGAUCUCUUUCCUCGGUCCAUCCCUACCACUUUUGUUGCCUCUGGUCACCGUCGCUGUUGCAAUCCCGUACAACCGCUGUGACCGAGGUCUGUAAAGUCCAAAGAGCCGCGGCGAACAGAACGAGACGACAUUCCUGCACGAUCUGUCCGCGGAAAUUAAAAUAUUGCGGCGAUCGAAAAAAAAAAACAAGAAAAAUUGUGCACGAUCAUACACGCAUGUACGUGCGAUUCCACAUACACAUUCCCACUGCCGCGUGCGCGCCCGCGCGCUUCGAUGCUCCUGUUGCUGUCGCAUCGUAAUCCCGAAAUAGGAUCAAGGAUAACGACGUCAUAAAUUUUUUCGCGUUUACGUGCUACGGCGCCGUACGAGAGUCGAGAAACCGGUCAGUUGCACAUUCAAAUACAGAUUUUCAAGAAAAUACACUUUAACUUUUCGCUUCUUGCAAAAUGGUUUCAUUAGUGGCAAGCAUCAGAGCUACGAGCUCUCUUUAUCAUUUCUGCGCUUGUACCGCAAGGACAUUGACUACGAAUGCGAUGCCAAGUCCUAAGGAUGAGGCGAAAGAAGUAAUCGUCAGUUACUUGGAUGGCAAAGACAAUGGUAUUGCUGUAUUAGGAUUAAACAGGCCUGCUGCUCGUAACAGUUUCGGAAAGACCUUGAUUUCUCAGUUGAAUGAAGCACUGGCCUCUAUUAGACAAAAUAACAAGCUGAGAGUGCUGAUAGUACGCAGCCUGGUCCCAAAAGUAUUUUGCGCUGGGGCAGACCUGCGAGAGAGAUUUAAAAUGGAUAAUUCUGAGGUGCUGCAAUUCGUGUCCUCGCUGAGAGAACUUAUGACCGACGUAGAGACUCUGCCAACGCCGGUGAUAUCGGCCAUCGACGGUACAGCAUUGGGCGGAGGAUUGGAGCUCGCGCUAGCUAGCGAUAUCAGGGUAGCUUCUUCCGAAGCGAAGAUGGGCCUUGUCGAGACUAAAUUAGCUAUAAUCCCAGGCGCCGGCGGAACGCAGAGACUUCCGAGGAUAAUCGGAACAGCCAAGGCUAAAGAAUUGAUUUAUACUGCACGGAUUCUGGAUGGUGAGCAGGCGCUGCAAAUCGGUCUCGUGAACGAAGUAGUUUCACAAAACAAGGUCGGCGAUGCAGCUUAUCAAAUGGCUCUUUCAAUCGCGAGAGAAAUUUUGCCCAACGGCCCCAUUGGUGUUAGAUUAGCAAAAGUAGCGAUAUCUAAAGGUAUGGAGGUCUCUCAGGAAGACGGUAUGGAGAUCGAGGAACAAUGUUACAGCAAGCUUGUGAAUACGAAGGAUAGAAUCGAAGGACUUGCCGCUUUCGCGGCGAAGCGCGUUCCUAUCUACCAAGGAGCGUAAAAAUUCGCAGUGCCGUAAUAAGCACUUAAUUCAUAAAUAAAGAACAUUUUGUAUGCAUUUUAUAUC